UAGCCAGCCAUCUUUCCAAAUGACAUCAAAAAAGUAUAAAGUUUAUAGUGUGUUUAUUGAAUUUAUUUUACGAUAAAAAUGUCUUUCUAAACGCUUUGCAAAACGCAAACUAACGCACCACGCGUGCCACACAACUUAAAUAAUAUAAAAAUGUUUUCAAAAAUAGCUGCCGCCAUGGCGCCCACACACCAACCAAGUUUACCAUCAGGAUACGACUCCAAUUUCUUAAUAGAAAUACCAUCAAUAACGUCUUUUUCAUUUGACUUAAAUUAUGAUUCCAACAAGUCUUACUCUGGAGUCGUUAGCCCUUCCGCAGGAUUUAUAUUGGAACGGCAAAAUGGAACCAUCAUCGCCGCCCAGCAGCGAGCUCUUUCCGAUUCUUGAAUCGGUUGAGUCUUGGCUAUUAGAAGAUAACUUUGCAAAUGAUAUUUUAUUCGUAGAUAAUAAGAAUGUAGAUGUAAAAUUAAAUCCCUCAGAAUUCGAUGAUAACUUCAAUCAUGGCGAGGAAGUCAUUCUAGAACUUGAGUUUGAUGUUAAAGAAGAACCAUGGUCUGAAGUAAAAUCAUCUUCACCCCAGCAACUGAUUGACUUUGAAUCUUUCGAAUCAGUUUUUCAUCAUCCAUCUUUGGUAACAAAAGUACAAAAUCCCUAUGAAGGAGACAAUUGCAGCAAAUCAAUUUUCAAUAGUGCAACCAUCUUAACACAAUUAACACCGCCACAAUCCCCACCUCAAGCUGCCUUAACACCACCACAAUCUCCACCACAGGGACCCCAAGAUGUAAAAGAGAUCUUCGAUUACUUUUCAUCACAACAGGUCACCCAACAUCAGCAACAGCAACAACAACAACAACACUUAGAACACCAACAGCAAGCAGCUCAUCAUAUUAUCCAAUCGCAGCAGCAGCAACCAAGAAUUCCUACUCUUGUCUAUCAGAACAUCUCCAAUUCCUCGAUUCCUGUCACCGUAUCCGAUUUGAUCAAUAAUUCCCCUUUGCCAGUCAAUUCGUCGCAAUUGACUUUCACCCCAAAUCCAUACAACAAUGUCGCCAACCAGGAUAUCGCCCAGAAUUGUCAGAUUGUCGAUGAAAUUGUUGAAACUCGUGCCAAGGAGCUACCCGAUUGGCAAGAUGAACAAAGCUCUGAAUUCAAUUCAUCAUGCUUCAUGUCCUCAUUGUCGCCGCCUUCACAGUCGAUCGAUGAAGAUUGGGGACGUUCAUCCCCAUCAUCCUCUGACUCAUCGUACUCGUCAGUAAUUGGAGAUUCCUCCUCCUCGUCCAGUGAUGGAUGUGGUGGAAAAAUGCAAACGAGCAGCAGUCUCGCUAAAAAACGUACCCGACCUUAUGGUCGUGGACCGGAAGACCGUAAAAAUCGCAAAAAAGAACAAAACAAAAAUGCAGCCACACGUUAUCGUCAAAAGAAGAAGCAAGAAAUGGAAAUUGUCCUUACUGAGGAACAAGAAUUGUCCAAUAUCAAUAAGGCAUUGUCGGCCACUCUUGCUGAUCGCAAGCGUGAGGCUAAAUAUUUGAAAAAAUUGAUUUUGGAAUUUUAUCAGAAUAAAAAGUUGUAAUUCCUAAUUUUAAUAUUAUCUACAUUCAUUCAAAAAAAAUAAACAAAAGGAAACUUAAAAAAUAGUAAAAAGUAAAGUAAAAUUUACAAUAAAAUAAUAAACACAAGUUUAAUAAUUAUCUCAGUUUUAAAUGUAUAAGUACAAUAUUUUGUCGAUUUUAAAUUUGCAAAAAACAGAGCAAACAUAAUAUGCAAUUUUUUUUCUUUUUAAAUAAAUAAAUAAUACUUUUUUUAACUUAAUUUUUAAGCAGUUUUUAGUUUCCUUUGUAACAUUUGCAAAGUUUUAUAAUAAUAAUAUCUUUUAUCUUUGUUUUAGCCAAAUUUCCAUAUUUGUAAUUUAAACAAUUUUUAAUAUAUAUAUUUUUUUUU
Messenger RNA from Episyrphus balteatus (marmalade hoverfly), 1935 nucleotides. RefSeq names its product cyclic AMP-dependent transcription factor ATF-4 (gene crc). The record is from RefSeq and is a predicted model, not a curated record. NCBI's taxonomy places the organism in Eukaryota, Metazoa, Arthropoda, Insecta, Diptera, Syrphidae. Bases 272 to 1567 code for a protein of 431 amino acids. Gene Ontology annotation, cellular component: nucleus. Gene Ontology annotation, molecular function: RNA polymerase II transcription regulatory region sequence-specific DNA binding; DNA-binding transcription activator activity, RNA polymerase II-specific. Gene Ontology annotation, biological process: regulation of transcription by RNA polymerase II. The transcript has 5 exons.